AUGGCAAAACCAAUACCAGAGGUGGACUGCCUGGAGCAUGUCUAUGCUGGGACGGGAGAAGGCAAUGCCGUUCCCACCGACCUUCGGAAUCGGUUUACCCACUUGAUCAAGUCCUUCAGCAGCAAAUAUGGCCAGAAACCCGACUUCGUAGCACGAAGUCCCGGCAGAGUCAAUAUCAUUGGCGAACACGUUGACUAUUCGCUGUACAACGUCUUGCCUGCAGCAGUCACUGUUGAUGUCCUGAUUGCCGUCCGCGUCAUCAAAGAUGGCAAUCCUGAUGAGCCCACUGUCAAGAUCGCCAAUGUCAAUGCUAUAAAGUAUCCUGAACGAGAGAUGCAUCUCCCAACUUCAGGCACAGUCGAAGUAGACAGGAAGCACCACUCUUGGGUCAACUAUUUCUUGGCUGGAUUGAAGGGAUCCUUGGAGUACUUGCGCAACAAACAUGGCAGUACCUUCGUUCCUAAGGGAAUGGAACUCCUGGUUGAUGGCAACGUCCCCGCGGGUGGCGGACUGUCAAGCAGCGCUGCCUUCGUCUGUGCUUCUGCGCUCGCUGUUAUGGCUGCGAACAACCAGGACAUUUCGAAGCAGGACCUACUGGAUUUGGCCAUCGUAUCCGAGCGUGCUGUGGGCGUGUUUUCCGGCGGCAUGGACCAGGCUGCAUCAAUAUUCUCCGAGCGAGGCUAUCUUCUCUACUGCCACUUCUUUCCCAAAUUCUUUGCGGAGCACGUUCCUGUACCUGUGUCUGAUCCCGAGAUUACCUUUUUGAUUGCACAGUCCUUCAUUACAUCCGACAAGGCUGUAACGGCGCCUAUCCACUAUAAUCUUCGUGUUGUGGAGUGUACUUUAGCCAGCGUGGUAUUGGCGAAGCUCCAUGACAUUGCCCUCAACCCUGAUUCCAGCUCGCUUGGAUUCUGUUUGCGGAAUUUGCAGGAGGAGAUCAUGAAAAAGCAAGGUCGGCGGGAUGAGCCUUUCGAUGUCCAGGUGGACGCAAUGGUUGACAUCAUCAAGUCUAUGCUUGACAAGGAGAGCUACACUAGGGACGACAUCGCCGGAAUUCUGGGCAUCUCGGUGGAUGCGUUGGAGAAAGAGUACAUGUCUAAAUUCCCUAUACAAGCGGACUCCUUCAAACUCAGACAACGUGCGUUGCAUGUACUGCAAGAGGCCGGCCGUGUAGUCAGGUUCAAGGACACGUUGACAACAUCCGGGAAGUUGGACGGGGACAAAUUGCUCUAUCUUGGCGAUUUGAUGAACAAGACACAGGAGUCCUGCCGAAAUGUCUACGAAUGCUCCUGUCCCGAAAUCGACGAAAUAUGCUCUAUCGCAAGGAGGGCAGGAGCAUAUGGUUCCCGGCUCACUGGUGCUGGCUGGGGCGGCUGCACUGUACACUUGGUGCCACAGGAUAAAGUGGUGGCUGUGACUGAAGCGCUGAAGAAGGAGUACUACUACAAGAGAUUCCCGGACAUCAGUGAGGAAAAGCUCAAAGAAGCCAUCGUUACCUCGAAGCCGGGUCAAGGGUCGUCAUUGAUAGUCGGAUCCGCUCUUGAUGUAUGA
Molecule: messenger RNA, 1551 nt
Organism: Exophiala dermatitidis NIH/UT8656
Lineage: Eukaryota; Fungi; Ascomycota; Eurotiomycetes; Chaetothyriales; Herpotrichiellaceae
Product: galactokinase
Exons: 1
Coding region: 1-1551 (516 amino acids)
Biological process (GO): carbohydrate phosphorylation; galactose metabolic process
Cellular component (GO): cytoplasm; cytosol
Molecular function (GO): galactokinase activity; ATP binding
Source: RefSeq, a predicted model, not a curated record